AUGAUGGAUCCCAACCCAUUCAUCCCUGACGUCCCUCCCCCACACGGUCCCUUCUUCGACAUGCUCCCACCCCCAGAAAUCAUGGAGCAGAAGCUCAUUAUCCAGCACAGCGAGAUGCAGACGCUUGUGCAUGAGAACCGUAGGCUUGCUUCCUCUCAUGUGACCCUAAGAGAGGAUUUAGCCACAACGCAACAGGAACUUCAGAGGAUGCAUACACAGAUUGGCCUCAUGAAGGCAGAGAAAGAACAGAAGAUGAACGGCUUCCAAGAUAAGAUCAUGAAGAUGGAGGAUGAUCUUUCGGCAUCUGAGGGCAUUAAAGUGGAGCUCCAGAAAGCUCACGCUGAAGCCCAGGAUCUGCUCUCUGUCAGAGAGGAGCUGAUCUCAGGAGUCCAGCGUCUGACCCAGGAUCUGCGGCGUGUUCAUGCCGGCAUCCAGCAACUCCCAGCCCUGAUGUCUGAGCUGGAGGGUUUCAAGAGAGAAUAUCAUGACUGCAGGUGACAAACAAAUUCCUUGGUCAACGUUGACCCAGUGGGAGAUACUCUGAGCUUAUGCUAUUUCUAUGUCGAUGCAGGAUUACUUAUGAGCAUGAGAGGAAACUCUACAGUGACCACCUCGAGUCACUUCAGGUGAUGGAGAAGAAUUAUCUUUCUAUGCUGAGAGAGGUGGAGAAGUUGAGAACUGUGCUGGCCAAUUCCUCGAGCUCUGACCCAAGGCCUGGUAUGGUUUGUCUUUCCUUCUUUUUUUUUAUUUUUCAAUAUUCAUUGUGCUUGAGUGGUUUAGGUGAAUGCAGGUGGGCAGUAUGGGACUAAUGCGGGGUACCAGGAGAGUGAGGCGUAUGCUCCAAGCGCACCUUCACAGGGUCAAAAUGCUUAUGAAGAUGUUUACAAUGUUCAUCAGGUGAUCAUGAGCUUAGUUCCCUGCCUUCUUCUUGGGCUUUUUUGAUAUUGUUGAGCAAUACGAUGUUGUUCGUCAGACCAGCUAAUUCUUCCAUCUCAAUCUAUUUUUCAACCAAUUUAAUCUGAUCCCCAUAUCAUCUCUCGACCAAUCUUUCUGGUUCCAGUUCUUGCAACCUCCAUCGCACCUAAAUUUCCUCUUUCCCUUGCUUUCGAGAUGCAGGGACGAACCCCACCUGGUGGAGCAGCCUCUCAUGGUGACCCCACUGGCGGAAAGUAUGAUACCACCCGAGGCGGCGAUGGCGGCAGUGGUGGUGGCAUCGGUGGCAGCGGCUAUGAUGCUUCAAGAGGUGGUGGCGCCGCCGCCACUAGUUAUGACACUUCCGGAGCCACACCAUAUUAUGCCUCUAGGCUGUCGCCAUAUGACAUUGGGCCCAGAGGAGCAGCUGCAGGCUAUGAAUCCACCGCCAGGGCUGCCGCCAUGUACAGCAGACCCCCUAGCAGCACUCAGGCUGCUGUUGCCCCAGCACCCGCCACCACCGCUGCCGCAACUUAUCGGGUAGGGCCUGGUCGUGCCGGAGGUGACCGAGACCAGCCCCGUGGCAGUGGCAGUGGGAGAUGGUGAGGGUGGAGUUUAACUCCGCAGUCAACAAUGUAUUUAAAGUCAAUCCUCUGGCCUUUUUCUGUCUUUACUUGCAUCCCCUGGUUUCUGUCAUUACUUGCAUAUUCCCACAAUUUUCACACUUCAUCUCUCUCUCUCUCUCUCUCCCUCAGAUCUAUGUUUUGGGUUUUUACCCGGGUCAAUGUGAGCCUGGGCCUUGAAGACGAUAUCGGCCUCAUUAGCCAAAUUUUGGGCUGACUACGGGCCCAAAGAGUGCAAUAAAUGGGCCUAAAGUCCGGUCCUAGGAACAAACCGUUGGGACUUUUGAAGGUUAAUAUGCAAUAUGUGAAAAGUUUAAGGUUUUUAGAAUGAUAUGGCUCCAACCACGGAGAGAGCAACACAUCGACCCAGCCCGUUCCGACCGGUGCCUCCACUCUUCUAUAAAUCGGUGA
Spirodela intermedia is the source of this 1946-nucleotide messenger RNA. The record is from the annotation of a GenBank genome assembly. Lineage: Eukaryota; Viridiplantae; Streptophyta; Magnoliopsida; Alismatales; Araceae.